ACAUGGCCCAGUCACACUUGCUGCUGUGGCUGCUGCUGCUCCCCACGCUGUGUGGCCCCGGUGCCAGUGCCGCUGACUGGACUGCCUCGUCCCUGGCUUGUGCCCGGGGCCCCGAGUUCUGGUGUCAGAGCCUGGAGCACGCGCUGCAGUGCAGAGCCUUGGGGCACUGCCUACAGGAGGUCUGGGGCUACGCAAGAGCCGAUGACCUGUGUCAGGAAUGUGAGGACAUCGUCCAGAUCCUCACCAAGAUGACGAAGGAGGCCAUUUUUCAGGACACGGUGCGCAAGUUCCUGGAGCAAGAGUGUGAUGUUCUCCCCUUGAAGCUGCUUGUGCCCCAGUGCCGUCACCUGUUGGAUACCUACUUCCCAGUGGUCAUCGACUACUUCCAGAGCCAGAUUAACCCAAAGGUCAUCUGCAGUCACCUGGGCCUGUGCAAACUUGGGCAUCCAGAGCCCGGGCAGGAGCCAGAGCUGUCAGACCUGCUGCCGGAGAAGCUGAUCCUCCCGGGGCUGCCGGGAGCCCUCCAGGAUCUGUCCGAGCGGCGGUUGCCCAUCCCCAUCCCCUACUGCUGGCUGUGCAGGACUCUGAUCAAGCGGAUCCAGGUUGUGAUUCCCAAGGGCGUGCUGGCUGUGGCUGUGGGGAAGGUGUGCCACGUCGUACCCCUGGUGGUGGGUGGCAUCUGCCAGUGCCUGGCUGAGCGCUACACUGUCCUGCUGCUCGAUGCGCUGCUGGGCCGCGUGCUGCCCCAGCUGGUCUGCGGUCUGGUCCUCCGCUGCUCCAGUGAGGACGGCACCGUCCUCCCAGCUCUGGAGUCCCUGCCUGGAGAAUGGUCCCCUGAAGAGCCUGAGUGCCACGUCUGCAUGUUCGUGACCACACAGGCUGGGAACAGCAGUGAGCAGGCUGUGCCGCAGGCAAUACGCCAGGCCUGCCUCAGCCCCUGGCUGGACAGGCAAAAGUGUGAGCGGUUUGUGGAGCAGCACGCACCUGAGCUGCAGACCCUAGUGUCCGGGGGCCGGGAUGCCCACACCACCUGUCAGGCCCUGGGGGCAUGUAGGACCACGUUCAGUCCUCUCGAGUGUAUCCACAUUCCUCACUUCUGACACAAAGCCAUGCCAGCUCCUAAGGCUUCCAGUACCAGAAGAACCAGGCCUUCCAACCCUGUUGGAACAGGAACAGCAAUGGAUUGGCCCAGGCGGCCUGGGCGCUGGUCCCGACUCUGCCAUCAACCGACUAUGGGUUCCCCAGCCAAGAUACGUUGCCCCGUCUCUGGCUCACAUUCUCCUCAGUGGUAAAGGGGAGAUUGAAUAAAGUGGUUUCUAGGAUUCUUGAGCUCUCCCCUGUGACAAGCCUCCUCCUCCGGCUCCCUGUCCUCUGCCCACACUGAGAAAAAGUCUUUCACCCCCAUGGUCACCUUCCCCAUCUCCUUUAAGCUGAUGGGCCAUAAGCCCGCAGCUUGUAACCUCAGUCCUGUCGUCAGGCUUACCUCUCCUGUCUCUAACCACAGCCCAAAGCAGAGCCACUCCCUUCCUCUCUGGGUGUGAGCAGCCGCCUGGGGGCAUCUUCCAGAGAUCUGUAAGAGGGGGCUUCCGGCCCAGUCCACGAACUUCCGGCCAGACUUCACACCCCACUGGAGCCAGCCAGCUUCCGCAGCACCCCAGGGCUGGGUCCCCCGGAACUUGUCAGCCACCCAGUCCUCCCCUGGUUCCAAGAGGACAGCGGGGUAGAAGCUGGGGCCCACCUCACUUUCAUCUCCAUGUGCAUCAGAUACGGGCUUUUACAGUGAUUUUGCUAAUACUCUCACAAAACUCAGAUUCAGAAGAAUUUUUAAAAUGGGAACAUCAAGUACCAUAAAAGAUAGAUACAUAAAGUCAAAGUUUUUUUUUUAAAAAGUCAGGAAAUCUCUGAUUGUCAAGAAUGGACAUAGCAGGGCUCAAGCAGGGUGGGGAGGUGACUGGACAAGCUUUCAUAUUUGAAAUGUUCUCCUGCUUAACAGCUAUCAUUUUAGGAUAUAAAAAGCGGUUUUCUUUUUAUCUUUGUGUAAGGUAAGCUUCCAAGUUUUGGUGGAAAUUCCAGCGUGAUUCCAUUUCUGCUAUGAUUUAUCUCCUCAAAGCUCAGUUGGGGCACAUGCUAAAAAUCAGUUCUAUGUAACCCAAUGCCUGUAACAAUACUAAUAAAACCUAUUGCUUCACACUAAAA
This is a messenger RNA of Neogale vison (American mink), 2196 nucleotides long. RefSeq names its product surfactant protein B (gene SFTPB). The record is from RefSeq and is a predicted model, not a curated record. The coding region runs from base 3 to 1100 and encodes 365 amino acids. Gene Ontology annotation, cellular component: lysosome. The transcript has 11 exons. Gene Ontology annotation, biological process: sphingolipid metabolic process. Lineage: Eukaryota; Metazoa; Chordata; Mammalia; Carnivora; Mustelidae.